This is a messenger RNA of Ramularia collo-cygni, 1992 nucleotides long. RefSeq lists its product as uncharacterized. The record is from RefSeq and is a predicted model, not a curated record. The coding region runs from base 1 to 1992 and encodes 663 amino acids. NCBI's taxonomy places the organism in Eukaryota, Fungi, Ascomycota, Dothideomycetes, Mycosphaerellales, Mycosphaerellaceae. The transcript has a single exon.
AUGCUGUUCGCGAAUGUUGUCCAUAUCGAGGGUGGUGCUGAGGGCGACGUUGAACCAGAGCAGGCCGAUGCAGGAGGGAGCAACGCGAAAUCUCUCCAAAUGAACGACAAUAACGAAAAAGACGACGCUGUGUCAUCAUCAGCGGCUCGAAAAUCUGCCAUCCCGCGAACAGUCGUGAAUCACCUGCAGGAACUCUCCACCGCUGCUGCAUCAACACUUGCACCUACCUCCACACAGCACCUUCUGAAACGCAGCUCUAAUUAUACCUCACAGAAGCCUCGUAAUAUGGACGAGAUAUCCCAAGCAUCAAUGGCCCGUCCCAAAAAAUCGGUGCCGCCCCAUUUGAAGAAAGUGGCAUCCGCCACUGAGAAGACCGCAUCCUCAGGUGGCGUCGCCAUUGGGAAUGGASCAGGUCGCAAUGCAGGUGCACUUCCAAAUCGGUCGAAGGCAAGCGAUACCUCUCGUGGUCGAGGAAAUACCCGGGGUGGCCGAGGCGGCGGAAAUAGUUUCGCAGCAGCUCGUGCAGAAAUUCCUAAGCCCGACCCGGAUCGAUGGAAGACAGACUGGAACGCCAACAAUGGUUAUGACAGCAGCUCUGUCGACACCGGAAGGGCUUCCAGCGGAUGGGGUACCAAGAAGAAGAAGCGCAAUGGUGAAACGAGCGGCUCCCCAGCAGUCGAUUGGAGUGGCGGGCUUGCUCCUCCCCCGCCAGACUGGGACAGCAGACCCGGCUUUCGAGUGGAUCAGUCCUCCAAGAAGAUCAUGGAGUGGAUGGGCGAGAUUGAAAGUCGGCUUUGUGGCCUCGAUACUAAGGUGUCGCUGGACAAUGUGAUGGCCGCGGACGGCACUACUUAUGUCUUCUGUCUGUCGACUCUUCAGCCAGACAAGCCUCCAAUCAACCCGAGCAUCAGGCAGAUGGGUGAAAUCGUGCCGCAUUAUUGGAUCCCCCUGAUCAUCGGUCUACAAGCUCCGCAGGUUUUCUGGAAUGAGCUCGUGCUGUCCAACGCUCCAUCGCCUGAUCACCCCAUUGAUCUCGAGGGCGCCAAGCCAUGGUGGGAGUUGUUCGUCAAAAGUGAGGAGUUCAGCCUAACCUUCCUCAAAGAGCUCGCUUCCCCGAUUGUCAUUGGUAUCGAUCCAGACCAGGAAGACGAUGAGCAGCGACUGAAGCGCAAGCAUGACAAGGGAAGCCGCAAUUUUGCGGAAAAUCGGAGACGCUACGAGCUUGAGCGCCUACAGGAGAAGGUCGAUAAGGAGAGGCGUAUCGCAGAAAAGCAGCGUAAGUUGGCCGCCGCAAGGGCUGCCUCCAACACGCCAAACAACCCGAACCGCAUCAAACCAGGCUUCAAGCUUUACGUCCGAUCCGCUCGAGUAGAUGACAUGGCUGCCGUGAAGGACAUUUACAAUUACUAUAUUGAGAACACAAUAUCUGCACCUGAAAUGGAUCGGUGUAACAAGGAUCAGAUGGUCGAGCGGUACAGAGACAUCAGAAUGCGGAGAAUGCCAUUCCUGGUGGCCUACAAGCCCGGCGGCGUCGUCAAGGCUCCGCGCAACAAGAAGAACCAAACGAACCACCCAACACGCGAUGACGUCCAACUUCCAGACACGAUCGUGGGCUUCGCAUUGGCUGAUGACUACAAUGAAUGCCGGGGAAUGUACCGCUUCACUGCGGAGAUCAAGUUCUACACACGAGACACUGACUACAUGAACGGCGUCGCGAGCUGCCUGGUGGAUAGACUCAUGGUACUUCUGGAUUCGACGUAUGAGGAACGCGGUGGCUACGAGGCUCUAGGUGACGAUAUCAAUGGUCUCGACGAUACCGUCAGGAUCAUCAAGAACGUCGUCAUCAACCUCCCGUACGAGAAGCCUGAGAGGCUGGAGUGGGUGGGCAGGUGGUUGGAAGGAUGGUUGGCAUUCAAAGAGGUUGGCCUUUUGGAGAACAUCGGGACCAAGAAUGGCAAAGCGUCAGUUGUCCUCUCUCCUGGUUACCAUUAG